This is a messenger RNA of Rhinolophus ferrumequinum (greater horseshoe bat), 2303 nucleotides long. It is a transcript of the gene FAM110B, whose product is annotated as family with sequence similarity 110 member B. The transcript is spliced from 4 exons. The record is from RefSeq and is a predicted model, not a curated record. Lineage: Eukaryota; Metazoa; Chordata; Mammalia; Chiroptera; Rhinolophidae. Bases 828 to 1940 code for a protein of 370 amino acids.
UCGCUCCAAGUUCCCUCCCUCGCUCUCCGGCGAAGCCUGCCUGAGCCCUCCCACUCGGUGCAGACCGAACCAUCGCGGCCGCGGCGAGCCGGGGCCCUCCACGGCCGCGCGUCCUGGGCCCUCUCGGCUAACCGCGCCGCUGUCUGCCCGUGGCCCCAAGGAGCCCGCAGCGAGGACUCAGCGGCCCCAGCGGCCCGCGCUCGGCCCCCCAGCGGAACCGGCGGCCCGGACCCCGUCCCUCGCGGGCCCCGACUCUUCCUCCCCGCCGUCCCCGGGAGCCUGGCGUCCGGCUCGGGCUACACCUCCCGGUCCUGGAAGCGCGGCCGAGGUGCUUUGGGCCUGUUGAGAUGCAGUCCUGGUCAAAUGAAGUCUUCCCUUAUAUUUCAUGCUGAAGAGAGUACUUUAAGAAAAAAAGGAGUCCCCGUGACUUUUGCCUACCAUCCAUAAAAUAGUUGUUCCUCUUUCAACUCUGCCUGCAGUUGAACACAAAGACCUGGAGGAGACUCCCACAUCCUUCGGGGAGAAGAAAGGAGGCGGGGAGAAGUCAGGAGGUGGAGGCGGCUUCGCCGAUUAAAGGAACUUGUGGCUUGUGGCCUUUUGGUACCAGGGGAUAGUGAAUUAAAGCUGUAGUGGCGAUUAAUGAGCUGUGUGACCUGUGAGAUGAGGCGCUGCUGCUGCUGCUGCCGCCGCCGCCGCUGCUGCUACUGACACUCCAGGUUCCAGGUCCGUCUGCUGCCCUUUGUGCUUCGUGUACAUGUGUCUGUUCAGCGCAUCCGGAGGCGCGCAGAAGAGAAUCCAACACGGCCGCCGGGGAGAGACCACCCGCCAUGCCCACGGAGACCCUGCAGACAGGUAGCAUGGUGAAGCCGGUCAGCCCCGCCGGCACCUUCACCUCGGCGGUGCCGCUGCGCAUCCUCAACAAAGGGCCCGACUACUUUCGCAGGCAGGCCGAGCCCAACCCCAAAAGGCUCAGUGCGGUGGAGAGGCUCGAAGCCGAUAAGGCCAAGUAUGUCAAGAGUCAGGAGGUCAUCAACGCCAAGCAGGAGCCCGUGAAGCCGGCCGUGCUGGCCAAGCCCCCGGUGUGCCCCGGCGCCAAGCGCGCGCUGGGCAGCCCCACGCUCAGAGUGUUCGGGCCCAACGCCAAGACCGAGAGCGGAGUGCAGAGGGAGACCCUGAAGCUCGAGAUCUUAAAGAACAUCAUCAACAGCUCGGAAGGCUCCAGCACGGGCUCGGGUCACAAGCACAGCUCUCGAAACUGGCCGCCGCACAGGCCAGACGCCACCGACCUGCACCGGCACUCCUUCGCCGAGUCCCUGAAGGUCUACCCGACGCAGGGCCGCGGCAGCCCGCAGGAGAGCAGCUCCCACGUGGGCAGGAGGCUGCUGGAGCAGACGGCCGAGUCCUUCCUCCACGUCUCCCACAGCUCCUCGGACAUCCGCAAAGUGACCAGUGUGAAGCCCUUAAAAGCGAUCCCCUGCAGUAGCUCUGCCCCUCCGCUGCCUCCCAAACCCAAGGUUGCAGCCAUCGCCACCAUGAAGUCCCCCGAAGCCGACCCUGUGGAACCAGCUUGCGGAGUCAGCCGGAGACCCUCCCUCCAGCGGUCAAAGUCAGACUUGAGUGACAGAUAUUUCCGGGUGGAUGCAGACGUGGAGAGGUUCUUCAACUACUGUGGACUGGACCCCGAAGAGCUGGAAAACCUUGGAAUGGAAAACUUUGCAAGGGCUAAUUCUGACAUCAUAUCCCUCAACUUCCGCAGCGCAAGCAUGAUCAGCUCAGACUGUGAACAGUCUCAGGACAGUAACAGUGACCUUAGAAAUGAUGACAGUGCCAAUGACCGGGUGCCAUACGGCAUUUCUGCGAUCGAAAGAAAUGCUAGGAUCAUCAAGUGGUUAUAUAGCAUCAAACAAGCUAGAGAGUCACAGAAGGUCUCCCACGUGUAAGAGAAAGUGUGUGCAAAGGAGGGAGGGAUGGGUCUCUGUGCAUCCGCAAUUGUGAAGGUUGUGAGGUCUCCUUGAAGUCUUGUGAGCUUCUCCACUCUCUUUGUGUUGCUUGUUGUGCAAUGUUUUCAAGUUGCAUGCCUGUCAACAUGGGGACUGACCUGGCUUCCACGUCAACCAUCACUGCAGAGCCUGGCUGAACACAUGUCAUCUGCCAAAAGUGUCAGGCCAGAAUCUGAUUAGGGCUUUGAUCUUAAGCAAAACUGUUUACAGGAAAACGGUAUACAACUUCUUCAAUAUUUAUGUGGUUCUUGUGUUUUUAUAUCCCGCGCUGUUGUGUCUUAAUUAAAAGUUUUAUCAACUGGC